GUUCUGUGUCGGAUCAUUGUUGUACACAUGGUGUUGUUCCUUGCCGAGCCUUGACUCUGAGUUUGUAUUGAAUUCUUUGUUCUCCUGUGGACCUUGUUUGGAUUUUGGAUUCUGGAUAACUUAUCUGUCUUUUGUCUACCUGUACUUGCCUGCAUACCACCCCACAAUAAACACGGAAGUUCUGGCUACUUCACCUUGAGACUGCUUCCUCGUCAUCUGCUUUUGGGUCCACUUACCUCUAUAUAGCACCCCAUUACGACACAUUCCUGACAAGUUUCUACAUGUUUAUACACAUUUGAAAUGAUCUUGGAAACUGCUUUGUGGGCAGGGAGGAGAGUACGCUGGUGAGAGGUGGAGACAAAAGAAAGAGCUCAAGUUACAAUAGAUCAAGCACCAGAGGAGUCAUAUUUGUGCAUUUAAGAGGAACAGACAAAAUGGAGGAGAGUACGCUGGUGAGAGGUGGAGACAAAAGAAAGAGCUCAACUUAUAGUCGAUCAAGCAUCAGAGGAGUCAUAUUUGUGCAUUUAAGAGGAACAGACAAAAUAGACGAGAGUACGCUGGUGAGAGGUGGAGACAAAAGAAAGAGCUCAACUUAUAGUCGAUCAAGCACCAGAGGAGUCAUAUUUGCGCAUUUAAGAGGAACAGACAGGAGGAACAGACAAAAUUUGCUGUUCUUGGUCAUGGAUGAUUUUGUUUGUACCAAAUUAAUUGAAUGGGGUCUCAGUGAGUGGAUAGAAAGAUUUAAAGAUGAAGGUAUUGACGAGGAAAGUCUUUACUGUCUUUACGAUCAAGAAAUUGAUAACUUGAUCCCAAAAUUGGGACCAAGGGCGAAAUUCAAGAAGAGACUCAAGUUGUUACAGAAAGAACAAAACACAACAAAUCAGGAAACAGUUGAUUCUUCUGCUCAAUUUUAUUUGCAGUGUCAACAGCAGCAUGAAGAAGCAGCUGAUUCUGCUCAGGUUUGGCCGUCCACCAGUGACACAAGUGAUAAAGGAAAGAGAAAGUUGGAUCUUCAGGGCGAGUCCAACUCACCAACUAGAAAACGACGACAUGACAUUAUCCCGGAAUCAUACACAGACAAAAUCAUACUAUCUGAUGUGAAAAACAUCAUGAGAUGUGUCCAUAAGAGACUACCUAACCAAGACAACAAAAAGCUCAAUGCUUUCCUGAAGGAUAAAAUCAGUGAUUUGGAGACAGACAAGAGGGAGCUGGUCGGUGUCUUUGGUAAAACUGGGGCUGGAAAGAGCUCUUUGAUAAAUGCCGUCAUUGGAGAGAAGAAUCUUCUGCCCUCUGGAAGCAUCAGUGCAUGUACCACAGUCAUGAUUAAAGUGGAGACUAACAUGCAGAGCCAAAAGUAUGAGGCAGACAUUGAGUUCAUUCCAAAAGAGGAGUGGAAAGAUGAGUUGUGGUCCUUGUUUAAUUUCCUUGGGGAUAAUACAGAUCAGGAACAGGAAGAUGAUGAUUAUCGUGAGACUGUUGAAAAGCUGUCAGCGCUGUAUGGAGAAGAAUGGAAAGAAAUCCCAAACAAAUCCCCUGAAAACCUCAUGGAUAACAAAUAUUUCAGAGAAAUUCCAGAAUUUCACCUUUCCAGGAGGAAGAUUUUGACAUGUGAAUCAGCUAAAGAGCUGUCUGCAAAGAUUGUCAAAUACACAAGAAGUGACUCAGAACACGGAGACGGUAAAGAUGUAAAGAGGUGGUAUUGGCCACUAGUGAAGUGUGUGACUGUCAGGGUGCCUAGGAAUGACCUUCUCCAGCAUGUCACACUUGUGGAUCUUCCUGGAAAUGGGGACCGUAACAAGAGCAGAGAUAAAAUGUGGAAAGGGGUUGUUGGAAGUUGUUCUACUGUGUGGAUUGUGACUGACAUUAAUCGAGCAGCAGCAGAGAAAGAACCCUGGGAGAUCCUGGAAAGUACCAGUAGCCUCAUGGGAAAUGGUGGCCAGUGUCAGCAGAUUCACUUUAUCUGCACCAAGUCUGAUUUUAUUGAGGAUUCAGAUGAUCAUUCAGCAGCUGGUGUUUGUGCUUUCAUAUUUAAAAGAAACAUGCGAGCCAAGGAAGCAGUGAGCAAAGAAUUCAGCAAAUUUAACAAAAUUAAGAAACAUUUCAGUGAUGACUGCUUCAAAGUGUUCACAGUGAGCUCCAAAGAGUUUCUAAAGAAAAAACGUCUAAACCCAGAUGAAACUGAAAUACCCAAACUUCAGGGGUUUCUGCAAAAUCUCAAUGACUGUCACUCAGAGACAUUAAACUAUGUGUCUGGAGCUUAUGGGAUUCUCUCUCUGAUUCAAGGGGCCAGCUGUAGAGAAGUGGCUGACCAAAAAACAGAUGUGUGCACAGAGCUUGAAGAAAAGAUGAGGCAUGAACUUGAUAGAGUCAGAAAACCCAUGGAAGAGGCUCAUGAGGCUUUUGAAAAAUGCCUUAACGAGGGGGUUGAAAAAUCUAAAAGUUCAUGUGAACGAGUCUUGAAGUCCGUCUUACAUCCUACAUGGGUAAAAGGUGCCGGUUUUCACAAGAUAUUGAAGUGUGUAGUUGCGAACAAUGGCACCUACAAACCAAAAAGCCGGAAACAAAUAAACCUCAAUGUGAAGUUAGCUUCAUGCCUGACUGACAGCAUUGAUGAGGAAUUCAAGAAGACCUUCCCAAAUGAAGGAAAAUGUGGACCAUUCAACGGGGUCAUCAACACGUUUUCACUUGACACAACAAGGCUGAUUCAGAAGUACAAAGAUGUCGAACUGCAGCUGAUAUUUCUCAAGACAGAGGAAAAAAAAAUGAAGACAAAACUCAACAAAAUCAUCCGGGAGCGUAAGAAAACAAUCUACAGCAGUCUGACAACAACAAUCCAGGAAACCAUGCAAGAUUGCUAUAAAAAAGCAGCAGAAAUUAGAGGACAGGACUCGCUGAAAAAUAUGAGGGACACUAUUGAGAAGCAUGUACAUGAUUCAAAGAACACCAUGUUUGAGCAGGCUAAAGAUGUUAUGUUGAACCAGCUGAGAUGCUUGAAGGAGGACAUCCUGAAGACACUGGAGGAAACAAUGCAGGAAUCAAUUGAACUGUCACUCAAGACAGAUGGUGACUCAAUCCCAGAUGUUACAGUGGAGCUUGAGAUGGUAAAGCAACAUUACAAUGAACUGAGAGGAAGCGCAGAUGAGGAAACACUAAUUUGCGCUGAUCCACCCGGCCCAGUAGCUGCACCGUGACGUGUGCAGGUUUGCUGGGUGGAGAGAAACAGCAGAGGCCUGAUUACCCACUGAAGGUCCCUGCGGCCACGCUGAUUAGAGACGUGAGGCCUCUGGAUUUGGUCUCAACCAUUUUUAUCAAGUUGUUAUCCCUGUUCUCUUUGAGUGUUGUUUUGAUUUAUACUUUGAGUUUGCUUCUUGUGAAUUACAUGCAGAGAGAUUUUAGCUGUUUUUAUGGGUGUCUACAUUAAACCUUGAACCUCGAUUACAGUACAUACUCUAGGAUGGAUUUGACAUAAACUUUAGGCUUUUCAACGAAUGAUCUUAAUCUUUUUUCUUUCAUGUUCAAGGACAAAACUGUUGCUUGCUUAAAACAUCAUCUAGUUCUACCAAUAGAACUAGAUGAUAUUAGUAAACCAUCUUAUCUGGCUUCUUGUUAUUCACACCAGUUUUGUUUUAAUCUACACUGAUUCUAAAUGCAUGAACCUCAAUAAAGUUCACUUUUGAGUGAAAGUGCAACAUGUAGUUAGGCUUCUUUACUGUUUAUGUAAAAUGACCUACAAGCUGCUCUUGGUUCUCCCUAACAUCAGUUUCUAUUGUAAGAUAAACAAAUGAUUUUCCAACCUUGUUUCCUGACAUAAAUCUACAUUACAAUACUCAGUAUUUGUGUUGUAUGUUACAAAAAAUACUUAUCUAUUUGGUGCCAAAGUAAUUGUUGUAAAUAUAUUGUAAAUUUGUAAUUAAUUAUACUAUAGUAGGUUAGGCAUCUUAGUAAGCUUGUUCACACAAUAGCCUGAUGUUUGUGAAACAGAAAGUGUCAAUGUGUAAAAGCUGUGUAAGCUUUGUAUACACUCUUAUUUAGCCUUGGGUUCACACAGAUUAUAUACUGUACAUCUUGUCGAGAUCUGGAUUUUCUUUAUGCUGCAUUUUGUUAUCAGCAGCAUUCAUUUUCUUUCCCACUCAUUGGUCUGUGCACUCUGAGAAUAAGAGAAACUCUAUAUGAAACAGUG
Molecule: messenger RNA, 4180 nt
Organism: Siniperca chuatsi (mandarin fish)
Lineage: Eukaryota; Metazoa; Chordata; Actinopteri; Centrarchiformes; Sinipercidae
Product: nuclear GTPase SLIP-GC-like
Exons: 26
Coding region: 435-3191 (918 amino acids)
Molecular function (GO): GTPase activity
Source: RefSeq, a predicted model, not a curated record